Branchiostoma belcheri (Belcher's lancelet) is the source of this 1176-nucleotide messenger RNA. RefSeq names its product ras-related protein M-Ras-like. The record is from RefSeq and is a predicted model, not a curated record. Gene Ontology annotation, cellular component: plasma membrane. Lineage: Eukaryota; Metazoa; Chordata; Leptocardii; Amphioxiformes; Branchiostomatidae. Bases 233 to 838 code for a protein of 201 amino acids. Gene Ontology annotation, molecular function: GTP binding; GDP binding; GTPase activity. Gene Ontology annotation, biological process: signal transduction. The transcript has 5 exons.
AGGGCAUGAGUUACAGAAGAAAGCCUUUCCAGGAUAUGUUGAGGGUCGGAUUUUCUAUGUAUACAUCAAGAGUAGACGCAACAGCCCACGUACAGACGGUCAUCCAGUAUUCUCCAGUUUUGCAUUGUCUUGUCUCUACCGGCACUAACUCUACCAAGGAACACCAGCAACCAUAAAUACAGAAUACAGGGCUUUGUUUCAAAAAGACUUAGGUUCGUAUUAAAACGAGAAAAUGAACGCCUCAAGCGGACCUCCUACAGAAAAUCUGCGGACUUACAAACUUGUGGUGGUAGGGGACGGUGGCGUGGGUAAGAGCGCCCUGACGAUACAGUUCUUUCAGAAAAUGUUCGUGGCAGACUACGAUCCAACCAUCGAAGACUCGUACAUCCAGCACACAGAGAUAGAUGGAGAAUGGGCCAUUCUAGAUGUACUGGACACUGCCGGUCAGGAGGAGUUCAGUGCCAUGCGGGAACAGUACAUGCGGACAGGAGACGGGUUCCUGCUGGUCUACUCCGUCACAGACAAGGCCAGCUACGAACACAUCCAUCAGUUCCACACACAGAUACUCAGAGUCAAGGACAGGGACUCCUAUCCCAUGAUCCUUGUGGCCAACAAAGUGGAUCUAGUUCACCAGAGAAAGGUGUCUGAGGACCAGGGUAAAGCUCAAGCCACAGAACUAAAUAUCCCGUACAUUGAGACAAGUGCAAAGGACCCUCCCCUUAAUGUGGACGCCGCCUUCCAUGAAGUAGUUAGAGUCAUUAGGAGACAGACACCCGACAACAAGAAAAAGAAGAAGGGUGGCAAGGGCAAACUCAAGGGCAAAUGUUCUAUCCUGUGAUUGGUUGAUCGUUGAGAGCUGCCUCUUUUGAUUGGUCAAACUUUAUUACGUUGCAACACACUAAGCUGAACCAAAACUACAUGAACAAGACAAUUUUAAUGAUUGAAUGAAGCCUUGUAUACCCUCUGGUAGGGUAUGGAAAUGUGUCCGUAUGUAGGAAACAUCUAAAUGCUUACUUACCGCAUAUCUAUUAUGUAUGUUGUAGGUAAAUGUAAUGGUUACAAUCUGUUAAAAUCAAAAUCUCAAAAAAGCCUGUAGCAGCUUUUUGCUGUACCUUCCAGUAUUUGACAAUGAAGGAAAAACAUACUUUGUUUUUGACCAACGUACAUGUAUUUUAC